UUAAAAUCCAGUUUUAGGACACAGCUGAGUGUGUGUGGCAGCGUAGACCUCUUAUUUUCGGUAAAACAUGCUAUUCGAUGCAGCACCUACUAAAUGUGUUUUUAAGGUUUCUCAAGCGAUUUGGAUACUUGUCAAGCUUGGUUUCACCAUAGACCGUGAAUACAGCAUGACACAACAGAGAAGAUGGCGUGUUGUGGAAACUGUUUUUGUUGCCAAUGUUGCUGCAGAGAAGGGGACACGCGGACACCCGAAGAACUGACAAUCCUUGGGGAAAUCAGAGAUGAAGAAGAUGAAAUUCUACCCAGAAAAGACUAUGAGAGCUUGGAUUAUGACCGCUGCAUUAAUGAGCCCUAUGUGGAGGUUCUGGAGGGGAUGGACAACAAGAAAGCCAAAAAGUAUGAAGCCGUACGGUGGAUGAUGAUGUUUGCCAUCGGAGUCACGGUGGGCCUGGUGGGCCUGUUCGUGGACUUCUUUGUGCACCUCUUCACAAAAAUUAAAUUUACUCUAGUUGGUGAUUCUAUAGAGAAGUGCACUGACAAAGGCUGUUUCCCUCUGUCUCUGCUGGAGCUCCUGGCAUUCAACAUGACCUUCGUCUUCAUCGCCAGCGUGCUCAUUCUCAUUGAGCCAGUAGCUGCAGGUUCGGGGAUCCCAGAAAUCAAAAGUUACUUGAACGGAGUGAAAAUUCCUGGAAUCGUCCGGCUGCGAACUUUUUUCUGCAAGGCUGCCGGGGUCCUGUUCAGUGUGGCUGGAGGUCUGUUUGUGGGGAAAGAAGGUCCGAUGAUACACAGUGGAGCCAUUGUGGGAGCUGGCCUUCCUCAGUUUCAGAGCAUCACUUUCAAGAGGGUCAAAUUUGAUUUUCCCUACUUCCGCAGCGACAGGGACAAGCGAGACUUUGUGUCAGCGGGCACUGCUGCUGGAGUAGCUGCUGCCUUUGGUGCUCCUAUAGGUGGCAUGCUCUUCAGUCUUGAGGAGGGCUCCUCUUUCUGGAACCAGGCCCUCACUUGGAAAGUGCUCUUCUGUUCCAUGUCAGCCACCUUCACUCUCAACUUUUUCCGCUCGGGUAUCAACUUCAACAAGUGGGGCUCCUUCCAGCUCCCUGGUCUGCUCAACUUUGGAGAGUUCAAGUGUCCUGAUGGAGAUAAGAACUGUCACCUUUGGACAGCAGUGGACCUGGCCUUUUUUGUCCUGAUGGGGGUGGUGGGUGGCCUGCUGGGGGCGCUCUUCAACUGCAUGAACAAGGGACUGGCCAAGUAUCGCAUAAGACACAUUCACCCCAAGGCCAAGUUUAUCAGAGUUCUAGAGAGUCUGCUGGUUUCCUUGGUGACAACAGUGGUGAUAUUUGCAGCUUCCAUGCUAUUGGGCGAAUGUCGUGACCUGUCUGCCCCCACAACCCAUAACACCACACGAUCCGGCAGUGAGGACAUCAACUCAACCAUCCGCCAGUUCUUCUGUACCAACAAGACCUACAAUGACAUGGCCACGUUGUUCUUCAACCCACAGGAGGCUGCCAUCCAUCAGCUCUUCCACCAGGAUGGUACCUUCAGUCCUCUGACUCUGGCAGUGUUCUUCUUGCUGUACUUCCUGUUGGCCUGUUGGACCUACGGUGUGUCUGUACCCAGUGGCCUAUUUGUCCCCUCACUGCUUUGUGGGGCGGCUUUUGGACGUCUGGUUGCCAACAUCCUCAAAGUGAAACUGGGAAUGGACAUCUACUCUGGGACUUUUGCUCUCAUCGGAUCUGCCGCCUUCCUUGGAGGCGUGGUCAGAAUGACCAUCAGUCUGACUGUCAUCCUCAUUGAAUCCACCAAUGAAAUCGCAUAUGGGCUGCCCAUCAUGAUCACUCUAAUGGUUGCCAAGUGGACUGGAGAUUUCUUCAACAAGGGCAUCUAUGACAUCCACAUCCAGCUGAGAGGAGUGCCACUGCUGGAGUGGGAGACUGAGGUUGAGAUGGACAAGCUGACCGCCAGCGAUAUCAUGGAGCCUAACUUGACCUACGUGUACCCCCACACCCGGGUCCAGUCUUUAGUCAGCAUUCUGCGCACCACUGUCUACCACGCCUUCCCCGUGGUCACUGAAAACCGGCAGAACGAACAGGACUUCAUGAAGGGAAACAUCUUGGUCAGCAACAACGUCCGCUUCAAGAAAUCCAGUGUAAUGUCCCGUGCGGGGGAACAGCGGCGGCGGUGCCAGUCCAUGAAGUCAUACCCAUCCAGCGAGCUGAGGAAUGUUUGCGAUGAGCAGAACACUGUGGUAGAGCCUGCAGAAGAGGGAGAGGACCUGCUGCAGCAGAUGUUAGAGAGGAGGUAUGCUCCCUACCCAAACCUGUACCCAGAUCAGUCUCCCAGUGAAGAGUGGACCAUGGAGGAGCGCUUCCGACCACUCACGUUCCAUGGCCUCAUCCUCCGCUCCCAGCUGGUCAACCUGCUCAUCAGAGGGGUCUGCUAUGCUGAGAACCAGUCGAGUGCCACUCAGCCCAGGUUGUCCUAUGCAGAGAUGACUGAAGAUUACCCACGUUACCCUGACAUCCAUGACUUGGACCUGGCCCUGCUCAACCCCCGCAUGAUAGUGGAUGCCACACCCUAUAUGAACCCGUGUCCCUACACAGUGUCCCCCAAUACCCGCAUUUCCCAGGUGUUCAACCUGUUCAGAACCAUGGGACUGCGACACUUACCAGUAACCAAUGCUGUCGGAGAAAUUGUUGGAAUAAUCACAAGACAUAAUUUAACCCACGAGUUCCUUGUGGCAAAACUGCGACAGCACUACAUCACUAUUUGAUGCCACUCUGGACGUCCUGCUGUCCUUUCGGACCCCCAGACUCAGCCUGGUCCCGAGCCUUUGUCCUUGUCCAAUUUGUAUUCGCAUGUAGGCAUUCCCCAACACACACAUAUUUAUUUAAUAUUUAAGUGGCUACAGUGUUAUCAUGACUCAGUCAAACUUUUUUCUGUCACGCUCCCCCUUCUGAAGCCAAAAAAAGUUGAGAUUGAUGUAGCUGUACAGUAACCUGUUAUACAUAACCAUCUAGGAAGUUAUCAUUGGAAGCUGUUCACCAUCUAUCAUGGGUGAACUACAACUAUAUUUUUCAUGUCUAUGACAUAUUCUACAGAUAUAGACAUUGAAAGGUGUAUAUUUGCAGAUAUAAUUUCGAUAUGACUAUGAACAGAUACUGAUCACUGUCUAUGUUUGCUGGUAACCAUGGUUGGACCUCCACUCUCUAGUGAAGCUUUGCUGCAGCCAUGCCUGAUGGUACGUGUCCACAGGGGUGUUUUUGGAUGCUAUGGGUCGUACCACUUCCCAGCAUUGGACGCUUGUAGUUGCAAAAGGCUACAAAAAACGUUUGCUCUAGUUCACCGAAAUAUUUUUUCGAAAAACGUUUUAAGCAAGAAAUAAGCCACGCAGUUGCUGAAUCUUUCUUUGUUUUUGAUUGAAAACAGUUAAUUUAAACGUUUUUUGCGAGAGUAAGAGGUAAAUGGACCUGUACUUGUAUAGCGCCUUUCUAGUCUUCCGACCACUCAAAGCACUUUUACACUACGUGCUACAUUAGCCCUUUCACACACAUUCACACAGCGAUGGCAAAGCCCAUCGAACAGAAACUAAAGCAUUCAUACACAUUCACACACCGAUGCACAGCGUUGGGAGCAAUUUGAGGUUCAGUAUCUUGCUCAAGGAUACUUUGACAUGUGACAGGACGGCCCGCUCUGCCUCUGUGCCACUGCCGCCCAGAGGUGGUAAGUCGUGCUGCCGGACGCUCCUGAUUUGCAUAAAGAAGCAUGGACUUCCACUUUAUGCAAAUGAGGAUCAGCUAACAUGACACCGCUUCCUCUAAAAUGCUACCAGAAUGCACUGCAUGGCUGCUCACAUAGACCACAUAAAUCACAUGGCACACCCAUGGCUGCUCUAAUGGUGGAAAAAUAAAAAGGAAGAUGUUCCGCAACGCACAUGCGCAGUAGACCCAGGCAGUGCCAGGGCUUUAGUAACUCUUUAGUAAGUCUGCAUCAGUCUUCUUAGAUCAUUAGAAAAACGUUGCCCCUAGCAACCACAACCACAGCUUCUGUGUCCACUGAAAAUGAUCCUUCAAAAAUCUCACAUUCAGUAGUGACCUGUUUAAAUUGAAAGUUAUCAGUUUAGUAGUACAACAGGCAUUGAAAAAAACAGGAAACACACUGCCUGUCUUGCACUUUGUAUUGUUCUCUUUGCUAACACAAAAUGGAGAAGACUAGCAAGCUGAGCUGAACAGACACUGUAAUCAUCAAUCAUCUGAGGAGUAAUGUGAGAAGACAUUUUAAUUUCCACACUAUAAAUGGAAAAUUCUUAAACUCUAUAAAGAUAAGGCUGCAGCUUCACCUUGGAGUGAGAUAAGUACAUGUUUGAAAUUGUGUGAAAAAGUGACUGCUACUCACAGUUUGAAGGCUGGGGUACAGCAAAUGACCAAAGUAUAUCCCUUACAAAGGUUUCCUUACUGCCUUCAUGACAUCUUUUAUUUGACCUUUUAAUUAUGCUUUAUUAUUCGUUAUCACUGUUGCACUUUUAUUAAAUUUUUAUUUACUGUGUAAGUAACUGGAAUAUAUGCACUAAAAGCAGGACCACAUCCCCUCAUGUCCUGUUAUUAACUUAGACCUCAGUAGUUCUCGGAAGAGCUCGCUUUGUGACCAAGUUGGACAUAUGGUAAAAUUUCUAACCACUUCAAUAGUCUGUAAAUACAUGUUUUGCACUGACGGUAUGUAGUAUUAUUUUCACUGUCCUGUCAGUUCAGUGUUUGAUUGUUUGGUUGAGAGGACUUGCAAAAAUCACAUUUAAUUGAAACUAAUGUUUAAAAUAUUCAAUCUUAGUCCUUUGCAAUUAGUUUUUCAGCAAUAUAAAUUAUGUUUCUGCUUUGCCGUCCUAGUACAUGAUUUCAUUGUCAUUCCUAAAAGGGACUAAAAAUGUGACCAGGCAAAUAAAAGGAGGUCAAAUUGUACUUUUAUUGAUGGACAUAAAGUCCACUGUAUGUCAGGAUGAUGAAUUAUUAGCAACCACAACGGCACAUACAUCAAAUAUUCCUUAUUUGUUCCUUGUCUCUGCUUUUAUUUAAGAAAUUAUUUUUUAUACAAUUUUAUUGAUGAUUUACUGUCAUCCAACUGCAUUUCUAAAUGCACCAAUGCUAUCCUGGAUAAUAUUUUUGUUUAUUGUCAAGGCAUUGCUUACUUGUUUUAAGAUGAUGAUUUUUAUGAUACUACAAAUGGCAUGAUAGGUGGUUUGCAGAAUAUGCGAUUAAGAGAAACAGUGGAUAGUAAAUGUCCUACUGUGAAGCCAGAACUGAGGGACUGUUUGCUAAAUACUUUCUCAUUUUUCAUGACUUGUAGAGAUUAAGACAGCGCCCUUUGCUUGUUCAGGAAUUUGUAAUUGGCUGGCAGAUGAGAUGGUGAAAAAACUUCAGCCAUGGAACAAAAAAAACAGAGAGACCUCUGUCUUGUGCCUUUAAACAAUAAAGGUCCUUCAGUUUUGUCAAUCAUACAAA
Molecule: messenger RNA, 5491 nt
Organism: Dicentrarchus labrax (European seabass)
Lineage: Eukaryota; Metazoa; Chordata; Actinopteri; Moronidae
Gene: clcn6
Product: chloride channel 6
Exons: 23
Coding region: 184-2772 (862 amino acids)
Biological process (GO): chloride transport; transmembrane transport
Cellular component (GO): lysosomal membrane; intracellular membrane-bounded organelle
Molecular function (GO): voltage-gated chloride channel activity
Source: RefSeq, a predicted model, not a curated record